AUGAUCAUCGUGGACUUUGGGUCUUCUUUGGUCAAGGCGGGGACGGUCACGGAGUCCCUGCCAUCACUCAUUUUCCCCGCCGUCGUUGGCGUGCCGGCAAAGAAGAAUGGUUUGCUGAAACGCAACAAAAUAGCGCUGGAGGAGGCACCACUUGCACCAUUUCUGGUGGGUGCGGAGGCCAUCCACGAGAUGCACCGGGCAACGCUGCACCACCCUAUUCGGCACGGCAUCGUGAAGGACUGGCCCAGGAUGGAGCAGGUUAUCCAUCACACCUUCGUUGAGUUUGGAAUGAACUCGGAGGAGACGUCUAUUGUCUGCACGGAACCGCUGUUCACACCCAAGCGGAACUCGGAGCAGCUGGCGGAGGUGUUAUUUGAGGCCUUUGGUGUGCCCUCAAUUGCACUUAUCCCAUCUGGUAUGUGUGCACUGUACUCCAGCGGACGUACAACAGGUGUAGUUUUAGACUCGGGGGAUGGGGUGACGCAAGUGACGCCUGUGUACGAUUCAUAUAUUAUAAGAAACGCGGCAAGUCGUUUUAAUCUUGGUGGACACGAGGUCACCGAGCACUUACGCACCCUUCUGUUUGAACGUGGGUUAAACUUCACUUCACCGCAGGAUAGGCUAACGGUGCAGAGCAUUAAAGAAAGUCUUUGCUACGUGUCACCAAAUUAUGAAGUGGAGCUUCAAGAGGGGGAUGAAAAGCGGCGUUUAUUUUCUCUUCCGGACGGGCAGGAAAUUUAUGUCGGAAAAGAAGCCUUUCGGGCACCCGAAAUUCUCUUCUCUCCGUUCAUUACUUUUUCGGAGAAUCCCUCCAUGUCAGAAUUUGUCGUGAAGGCCGUCAAGAGCUGCGGCAUUGAUAUUCGUAAAGAUUUACUCUCUAGCAUCAUUCUCAGUGGCGGGAACACAUUGUUUGACGGCUUUGCCUCACGACUGGCAGGAGAGGUGCUGAAGGAGUUUCCUGGUCUUUUUGGAAGCGCGAAGGUGAUUGACGCAGUUGACCGCCAAUACAGCGUUUGGUCAGGGGCAAGCGUCUUGGCAGGGCUCUCAACCUUCUCGGAUCAUUUGUUAACGAGGGACAUCUUCGAGGAACACGGCCCUAGCAUUGUUCACAACUAUAGCCGUAGCGCAGUGCUGGGAGAUGAGUGCAGUGAUGUUGCCGAAGGACGGGAGUAG
Trypanosoma cruzi is the source of this 1173-nucleotide messenger RNA. Its product is annotated as actin, putative. Bases 1 to 1173 code for a protein of 390 amino acids. The record is from RefSeq and is a predicted model, not a curated record. The transcript has a single exon. Lineage: Eukaryota; Euglenozoa; Kinetoplastea; Trypanosomatida; Trypanosomatidae.